ACCGAGCGAGAUAGUUGUCUGUCUCGCCUAUAUGGGAAACACCCCGCGAGAGGAAAUCUGCUUCAUCGCCAACUUGAGGGACGUAAAUACUUCGACUUAGGUGAUUAUGCUCUCUCGCAGGCGAGUACAGCAUCCGAUAUUGGCCGUAUGCGAACCGGCACGGAACACCGUCUCCGCGAGAGCGUAUCCCAUCCUUCGUCUCCUGCCCCAAGUGGUAGAAACAUCAAGGACGUUUUUACCAAGCCCGGAGAGGCGGUGAAGGAAAGACAUGAGCCUAAAGAAGCUAGCAAACUCCAUCAACAGAUGAGUAUGGACAAAAGCGGAAACGCUCAGUAG
Paraphaeosphaeria sporulosa is the source of this 336-nucleotide messenger RNA. Its product is annotated as camp-regulated phospho protein family protein Igo1. The record is from RefSeq and is a predicted model, not a curated record. NCBI's taxonomy places the organism in Eukaryota, Fungi, Ascomycota, Dothideomycetes, Pleosporales, Didymosphaeriaceae. The annotation marks the transcript as partial. The transcript is spliced from 2 exons.